This is a messenger RNA of Manihot esculenta (cassava), 1988 nucleotides long. Its product is annotated as GPN-loop GTPase 3-like. The record is from RefSeq and is a predicted model, not a curated record. Lineage: Eukaryota; Viridiplantae; Streptophyta; Magnoliopsida; Malpighiales; Euphorbiaceae. The coding region runs from base 870 to 1673 and encodes 267 amino acids. Gene Ontology annotation, molecular function: GTPase activity. The transcript is spliced from 11 exons.
CAUUUUACUCGAGUCUUCCUUCUCUACGUCGGCGCUCUCUCUCCACUUCCCUUCACAUAAUUCCCAAUCGAAGCCUCUCUCCCCCAGACGACUCCCGGCAGCCCAGUCGGCACCGGCGACUUCUCCUUUCUCUCUCCAGGGACGAUAAAUCUUCUCUCUCCCCAGUCAGCGAUAUCUCCUUCUCUCUCCCGUCGGCGACAUCUCCCACUUCCCGGUCAGUGCCUCUCUCCCCCACUUCACUGACGAGUGCCGGCAGCCCAGUCGGCACCGGCGACGUCUCCUUUCUCUCCCCAGUCAUAUCUCCUUCUCUCCUCUCCAGUGUGGCGAUAUCUCCCACUUUCCAGUCGGAGACAACUCUUCCCUCUCCCCAGUCGGAGACGGCAUCGGCGACAUCUCAUUCUCUCUUCCCAGUCGGUGACAUCUACUCUUUCCAAUUGACUCUUCUCUCCCACACUUCACUGACACUGCCGGAGACAACCCUUCUCUCCCCAAUCGGCGUCGGCGACAUCUCUCUCCAGAACGAUGAAACGGUGCGUUUUUGAAGUGCUGCCUUCUUGGAAGGCCAGAGGAGCCCAUUUUAAGCCCUAACAAGAAAAGACGUGUCUGGCAAGUCGCUUUUAUUUCAACACAAGCUCCCAAUAGCUUCUUGCUUUAGCACUCCAUCUUCAAAUUUUUCUUCUUCGGAGAUUCUUGAAAUGUUGGGUCUUCCUCAGCGCUGUCAAUGGCUAUAUCUCAUUUCCUGAAAUUCUUGUUUGCCAUUGGUGUUUGGUGUACUGCUUAUGUUACCGUUGCAAUAAUUUCCUAUUUCCGGGGCUUCAGCUCUCUCCGUGCCUUCUGAUUAGCGCAGCUAGCAGUUUGAAGAAGCUACAAUGGGCUAUGCACAACUUGUAAUUGGCCCUGCAGGCAGUGGGAAGUCCACAUAUUGCUCUAGUUUGUACCAACACUGUGAAACAGUUGGGCGGUCAAUAAACAUUGUGAACCUCGAUCCUGCGGCAGAAAAUUUUGACUAUCCUGUGGCUAUGGAUAUCAGGGAACUCAUUUCCUUGGAUGAUGUUAUGGAGGAACUGGGUCUCGGUCCCAAUGGAGCUCUGAUUUAUUGCAUGGAAGAGCUUGAAGACAAUCUGGAUGACUGGUUGGCAGAAGAGCUGGAAAAUUACAGGGAUGAUGACUAUCUAGUUUUUGACUGCCCAGGCCAGAUAGAACUUUUUUCACAUGUGCCGGUGCUUCGGAACUUUGUGGAGCAUUUGAAGAGUAAAAAUUUCAAUGUCUGUGCUGUUUACUUGAUUGAUUCACAGUUCAUCACGGAUGUGACCAAGUUUAUCAGUGGAUGCAUGGCAUCUCUUUCUGCAAUGGUACAACUUGAAUUGCCUCAUGUUAAUAUCCUCUCCAAAAUGGACCUCGUAACCAACAAAAAGGAUAUUGAAGAUUACUUGAAUCCGGAGCCUCGUGCCUUGUUGUCGGAACUGAAUCAACGCAUGGCCCCACAGUUUUUAAAGCUAAAUAAAGCUUUGAUUGAACUGGUGGAUGAGUAUAGCAUGGUGAAUUUUGUUCCGCUUGACCUAAGGAAGGAGAGCAGCAUACAGUAUGUUUUGGGGCAAAUAGACAACUGCAUUCAAUAUGGAGAAGAUGCGGAUGUAAAGGUUAGAGAUUUUGAUCCACCGGAUGAAGACUAGACCUGCUAUGUCAACGCAUAAUGUUACCAAGGAUACUGGCGUGGUUGCAACCAUUCCAUUAAAUGAACACUCCUUUUGACUUUGUAAUCACAUUAAAGAAAGUUAUGUUGAGUAGUGCUGGUCAUAAUUUGGCGAUCGAUGUGCACAGUUUCGAGGCUCCUCUUCCUGAAUUGUCUCAGAUUUUAUUUGCUCAUAUCUGUGGGGUUGCCUUUUGCUUUUUCCCCUCUCCAAAAAAAAAAAAAAUGGUGAUGAGCAGAAAUCUCUUUUAACUGAAAAAAAAAUAAAGAAUAGGAUCAAUUUAAUUCGGUUUUGAUA